Molecule: messenger RNA, 2847 nt
Organism: Ruditapes philippinarum (Manila clam)
Lineage: Eukaryota; Metazoa; Mollusca; Bivalvia; Venerida; Veneridae
Product: beta-hexosaminidase-like
Exons: 9
Coding region: 94-2673 (859 amino acids)
Biological process (GO): glycosaminoglycan metabolic process; carbohydrate metabolic process; ganglioside catabolic process
Cellular component (GO): membrane
Molecular function (GO): beta-N-acetylhexosaminidase activity; polysaccharide binding
Source: RefSeq, a predicted model, not a curated record
CUGCCUAACAAGAAAAUAAAACCAAAAACACAUCAGAUUAAGAAAUGUUAACUUACAUUUGAUUCAUUUUUGUGUAAAUGUAGGUAUAAAAGUAUGAAGCGGACACUAUAUGCACUGAUCUUUUUUCACGUGACCUUACAACUGGCACGUGGUCUUACACAAUCAGAACUAAACUAUAUAGCAAACAACUUAGAUGUGCGGGUGAAAAUAACUGACAAUCUCAGAUAUGACGGCAAGAAACAUACAAUGAUUAUAACAUUAACUAACAAAGGAGAUCGGGCAAUGAACAUGAAUAAUGUAGAGAUGUUUUUCCACAGUUUCUUCAUGGUGGAACCGGACUAUUUACCCGACCCUCGGGGAUACAGAUUAGCGGACUAUAAUAUAAGAUUGCAUCAUGUUAACGGAAUGUUGUUCCGCGCAGAAUUUUUGCGCAGAUUUGGUCUUCUGCUACCAAACGAACCAAGGGAGCUCAAGCUUACUAUUCAAGACUGGGCGGUGUCAAAAACGGAUGUGCCAAAUAAUUGGUACGUGACAUCAGACGGAUUGAGCGCCAAAACUCUGGCAGCUACAGCGGUUGAAGAUCAGUCCUUCGUUGAAGAUUUCACGGAUCCGAAUCAGUACAAACGCUAUCGUAAUGAUCAGUACAGUCCAUUCACGCCUUUAGAACGCUUUGAUAACAUAAAGGUAGACGAUUUGGGUAACAGAGCAGUUAGCUAUGCUGUCUUACCGACACCGAGAGAGGUUGGCUUUGAUACAUCCAGACCCGUGAGGAUAGACAAUACAUGGACCGUAUCAGGAGCUCCGAGUCUUGUAAAUGAAGCCACUUUCCUAGCAACAAAGCUUGGGCUGCCGUCAAUUGAAACGCCUACUGCAACAAAUUCCAUUAUUUUGGAAAUCGGAAACACCGGAUUUGCCGACGAAGAGUCUUACGUCAUCAAAUCACUAGAUUGUGCUGACGUCAUCUCCAUUAAAGGUCAAGGACCAGCAGGAGUAUUUUAUGGUAUUCAGACGCUCCUGAGUCUUUUAACUAUCAAUGGCACAGUUGGCUUUAGACCUCUUCCGGGUAUCCAUGUUGUCGAUACACCUAGAUUCGAGUAUAGAGGCGUGCAUCUGGACGUUGCCCGUAAUUUCCAACCCAAAGAGACAGUUAUGGAUCUUGUAGAAACAAUGGCCCAGUACAAGCUUAAUAAACUACAUCUACAUCUAUCUGAUGACGAGGCGUGGCGACUAGAAAUACCGCAACUUCCAGAAUUAACAACUGUUGGAGGUCGGAGAUGCCAUGAUUUGAAAGAGCAGAACUGUAUUAUUCCCCAGCUUGGAUCAGGACCGUUACCCCGAGCUCCCGGUUCCGGAUACUACCGACGUGAAGACUACCGAGACAUUUUACGGCUUGCCGCAAAACGACACGUAGAAGUUAUCCCAGAAUUCCAAAUGCCUUCUCACGCUCAUGCAGCGGUAAAAGCAAUGGAGGAACGAUUCCGGAGUAAAAAUGACAUUGACCAUCUUCUAACGGAUUUAGAAGACAAUUCAAAUUACUUAUCCGUGCAGAUGUUUUCUGAUGACGCAAUGAAUCCUUGUAUUGAAUCAACAUACAACUUCAUGAAAACUGUCAUUCAAAGCAUCAAAAAUAUGCAUAUUGGCAUUACACCACUUCAGAUCUUCAAUUUAGGAGGUGAAGCCGUGCCAGAAGGAGCAUGGGUGAAUUCAACGGCAUGUCGUAAAGCGUUUCCAAAUGUCGCACCAGAAGACUUACCAGUUUAUGCUAAAGCUUACUUUAUGAGUCGCCUGGCGAAAAUGGUUAUAGUGGACGAAGGACUACGGUUGGCAGGUUACGAGGAUGCUUUUUUCUUGAAUGGAGAGCCUCUUCCGGGUGGAUCAGAAAAUCUAUUGGUAUAUCCUUACCAGAAUGUCUGGGAGUGGGGCCUAGCAAACAGAGCAUACAAGCUCGCUAACGCCGGAUAUCCCGUCGUCUUAUCUCCAGUCACACAUCUUUCUCUGGAUCAUCCUUAUGAGCCGGACCCGAAUGAAAGAGGUCUUUACUGGGCAUCGAGGUAUUUGGACACAAACAAGGUAUUUUCACUACGUCCCGACAACCUGUAUGAUAACAUUGACGUCAAACGUUCUGGAGAGCCUCUCACACGACAGGAUGUAUGUGGCGUCAAUGACGUCAACUGUGAUCCGCUACUUAAACCGGAAAAUAUUAAAGGUAUUCAGUCAUUUGGUUGGACUGAACUGAUCAAGGAUAAGGAUACUCUACAGUUUAUGAUGUUCCCGCGGUUAAUAGCGCUAGCAGAGAGGGCGUGGCAUAAAGACGUCUUUGAGAACACCACUAUUCAACCUGACAGAGAAUAUGAGAAGUUCGCGAACAAAGUCGGCUACCGAGAAAUGCCGAGACUUGACAACGCUGGAGUUAAAUAUCGAAUACCACCUCCAGGUGUCGCCAUUGGAACAAACAACAACAGGGACUUCCAAGUUACGAUGAAAUCCGAGUUUCCGAAUCUACCUCUACAAUAUAGUUUUGAUGGCGGUAUCACGUGGUCUGAUUAUACCAGACCGUUUAUACUAAAGGAUGUCAAUCAAGUUGUACACCUGAGAACGCUAUCUACCGAUGGACUUCGUUCAAGCAGAUUGACAAAGUUUGCCAUUAACGAAAUAAUUGGGAAAAAGAAAUAGGUCGUUUGUCUGUUUGCUACUUUCUAAAUUGUUUCGUGAUUAAAAAAAAUGAGAUUCCAUUUUCAUGUUAAUAAACUGUUUAAUAAAAUAAAAGUUGGGAUAAUAACCGGAAAAAGUAAUUAAGGGUAAGAGUAAACCCAGAGUGGCAUGGCUGCUGAAAUAUAUACUUUAUGC